Chenopodium quinoa (quinoa) is the source of this 1952-nucleotide messenger RNA. Its product is annotated as basic leucine zipper 23-like. Gene Ontology annotation, biological process: DNA-templated transcription; regulation of transcription by RNA polymerase II. The transcript has a single exon. The coding region runs from base 643 to 1455 and encodes 270 amino acids. Gene Ontology annotation, molecular function: RNA polymerase II cis-regulatory region sequence-specific DNA binding; DNA-binding transcription factor activity, RNA polymerase II-specific. Lineage: Eukaryota; Viridiplantae; Streptophyta; Magnoliopsida; Caryophyllales; Amaranthaceae. The record is from RefSeq and is a predicted model, not a curated record.
UUUUUAUCAACUCGCAUUAGUAGUGCCUUUUAAUAUUUUUUCCCCUUGAAAAUUGUCUCUUCCUCCAUCAAAAAGGUAAACAUUUCUGGUUGCUUCUCAUUUCAGCUUUUAUUUGCUACAACUACAAACGAUUCCCUAACACUUGUUGGAUUCUCAAAUCAUCAAAAUCUUGUUUUUUUGCUUAAAAUUCUUUAAUGAUAGUGAAGUAUCUUCAUCUGGGUGCUUUCAAAUCUCAAAAAAGUUGGCAAAUUUAUUCAAUUUUCACCCUAAAACCCCUAAUUUUUGUUGAUUAAGAUUAAAGGGCCUCAUAACAUCUUCUUAAUUAUGGGGUCCUUUCUAAUUUUAGUGGGUAUUUCUGGGAAUCUAUGCUUUGUGCAAUCAAUCAACAUUUUAUAUAGAUUAUGAUCUUAUUAAGGAUUUUUUGCUUUCCUUCUUUAGCAUAUAUUCUUUGGUUGUAAUGUCAAUUUUGGCCAUUUCUUUCACUGUUGUAAUUUUGGUCAACUAGGGGUUCACUUAGGAGAAGAUUUGGGUUAAUCCAAUCUAAACCCCACAAAAAGAUUGAUGCUUUAGUGUGUAAUUUUGUGCCCAUUUCAGUGACGCACACCACCUGUUUGAUAAAAUUCCCCUACCAAAAAACAGAACAUGGAUGAUGGUGAAGUAGAGCCUUCUGAUUCUUCCUUGUUACAGAAUUCAAGUACAUGUAAAAAUAAUGAUAUUAGUCUUCCAGGAGGAUCAGCAUCAGUUGAUUCAUUAUUUGAUGAAUUGUUGAAGCAUACAAGAACUUGUACUCACACUCAUACUUGUAACCCACCUGGCCCUGAUGCAGAGCAUACUCACACAUGCUAUCACACUCACACCCAGGUGUUUUCAUCGGAGGAUGAUACCAAAACUCGGUGUGAGACCUCGUCUUUAAAGGCUAGAAGGCCUUUAGGUAAUCGAGAGGCGGUUAGGAAGUACAGAGAGAAAAAGAAGGCGCAUACAGCCUAUUUGGAAGAAGAAGUCAGGAAACUUCGUGUUUUGAAUCAGCAUUUGGUUAGGAAGCUUCAAGGGCAGGCUGCUCUUGAGGCUGAGGUACUGAGACUGAGGGCUCUGCUGGUUGAUCUUCGCGGGAAGAUUGAUACUGAGACUUUUUUGUUUCAGAAUCAUUGCAGUAGUAACACUGAUAUUAUUAGUUUCAAAGAAGGUGAUUAUGUAUUUCAGCCUACUAGUAGUAAAGCAAACAGACUGCAGUGUCAGACUCAAGUUCCGUGCUUUCUUCAACAAGAGAACCAGUCUAUUAGUAUGGUUGAUGGCCAAGGAGGUAACAAGGCUGUUUUUUCAUGGCAAGAAAGCUGUCAACCAGUGAUCUUAGAUUGUCACGGUACUGAAAAUGGGAUGGUUGGUACUUCAGAUCACCAGCUUGAAAACAUGGAUACUAAUCAUACUAUAGGUUCUGCUAAAAAUCAGAGUCAAUAGCGCAAGGAACCCUCUUCUUCUGUAAGAAAAGUUGGUGUUUUUUGACAUCCUGCAGGUCUUGUUGCUUGGUAAUGUAGAUGUAUAAGCUCUGAUCUUAGAAUUUGCACAUGUUUAGUCUUAUUGUAAAUUCAAUGCCACAGAAAAUUAUACUUUGUGUUUAAUACCGACCAAUUAUCAAAUAACAUGGUAUGACAUGAUUUGUACAUAUUUCCUGCUGUCUAAUUUUUCUUGUGAAUUAGCAAUUUAGCAUAGAGUACAGACAAAUUACACAACAAGAGGCGCUACACUGAGCCCGAGGGGAUAUCAGAUUUUUGGUGUUUGUUCUUAGUCAUGGAAAUGUGAGGACUCUUAUCUCAUGCGUUUGUAAUAGUUAUGACUUUUUGCCUUGCAUAUAUAAUUAUCCAUACCAUUGUAAUUACUGACCUCCCAAGCUCUUGCUGUGGAAGGUGAAUCCGGUUGUAUUCAUUCCUCAACAAGGUAUGUGUUGGAUUUACUUC